UACAUUUAAAAAACGGCUACGACAGGCAGCGGACAGGCGACAGUCGGGUGCUGAACGCAGUGCAGAAAUUCGCUGGAUCCCAACAACACGUGUUCUCCAAAAUGGGGAGGAGAGAACUCGGAGCUGAAGCUAACGUUAGCUAGCCAUCUAAACGUUAGCUUAAAGACCCUGUCCGGCCUAGUCAUUGUGCAGCUAUACCUUGGGAACUUAGUAUAAACUCCAGUCAUGGACCUCGGGGAGCCCCGCUUCCCGUUCCCCUACCAACCGUACUCCAUCCAGGAGGAAUUCAUGGAGGCGUUGUACUCCACAAUCGACGAGGGGAAAAUUGGAAUUUUUGAGAGCCCCACCGGGACUGGAAAGUCCCUGAGUCUGAUAUGUGGGUCGCUUGCCUGGCUCCGGGACCACCAGGAGAGGAAGAGGGAGGAAGCGGCCCGGCUGCUGGAGGAAGCCGGGGCGGACAGCCAGCAAGACACCGGCCGGCCUUCCUCCUCCUCCGCCGAGCCCGACUGGAUCACAGAUUUCGUUCAGAAGAAGGCAGAGAGGGACCUGGUCAGCAAGCUGAAGGAAGAGGAGAUGAAGAGGAAGAAGAGGGAGGAGCGCCUGGAGCUGAUCCGACACAACGCCCAGCUCAAAUACGCCCUCAAGCGCAAGACCGGCGCGGACGAGGAGGCGGCGCGGCUGCUCCAGCUCGGCAGAGACGCCCCGCAGGAGGAGGAGGAGGGGCCCGGGCCUGGGGCGGGGCUGGAGGACGGGGAGGAGGAGCUCAUCGUGGCCGAGUACGAGAGCGAUGAUGACGUCAAGCCCAGGAACAGGUUUUGUGAUGAAGAUGAUGAUGAUGAUGAUCUGGAAGAAGACCAUGUGACCAAGAUAUACUACUGUAGCCGCACACACUCACAGCUGGCCCAGUUUGUGCAUGAGGUGCAGAAGAGCCCGUUUGCUGGGGACGUCAGCCUGGUUACUCUGGGGUCUCGGCAGAACCUGUGCAUCAACGAGGAGGUCCUGAGGCUGGGCAGCAUUCAGCUCAUCAACGACCGCUGCCUGGAGAUGCAGAAGAACAAACACGAGAGGAAGGAGAAGGCGGCAGAUGAGGAGCCGAAGAGGCGUCGGGGCGUGGCCAAGGCCGUGUGCCCCUUCUACAAGCAGGGGGCGCUGCAGAGCCUGCGGGACCAGGUGCUGGCCAAGGUGCGGGAUAUCGAGCAGCUGGUGGCCCUGGGGAAGGAGACCAAGGCCUGCCCGUACUACGGGGGAAGACUGGCUAUCCCAGCUGCCCAGCUGGUGGUGCUGCCCUAUCAGACGCUGCUCCACGAGGCCACGCGGCGCGCCUCGGGCAUCAGGCUGAAGGACCAGGUGGUGAUAAUCGACGAGGCGCACAACCUGACCGACACCAUCAGCUGCAUCCACAGCUCCGAGAUCAGCGCCGCCCAGGUGUGCUGCGCUCACUCCCAGCUGUCCCAGUACCAGGAGCGCUACAGGAAUCGCCUGAAAGCCAAGAACCUGAUGUACAUCAAGCAGAUCCUGUUCGUGCUGGACGGGCUGGUCCGUGUGUUGGGAGGGAAGGUGGGACAGAACCCUCACUCUCAGACUUGUCAGGCAGGCACCGAGCUGCUGACCAUCAACGACUUCCUCUUCAGGGCGAUGAUCGAUAACAUUAACCUCUUCAAGGUGCAGAGGUACUUCCAGAAGAGUCUCAUUAGCAGGAAGCUGUGCGGCUUUGUGGAGCGGUACCAGGGGGCGGGGGCGAAGGUCGCCUCGUCCAAUAAGGAGAACCGGAGGACGGAGGGGCUGGCCCACUUCCUGCAGUCCCUGCAGAACGGGCAGAAGGCACAGACAGUACCCACUCCUGACCAGACGGGGGCAGAAGAGGGGAGGCAGACCAGCAUGUCCUCCCCCAUGAUGCAGGUGGAGGGUUUCCUCCUUGCUCUCACCAACGCCAACAAAGAUGGACGGGUCGUGGUCCAGAGGCAAGGGGUUCUGGCUCAGAGCAGUGUGAAGUUCCUGCUGCUGAACCCGGCGGUGCACUUCGCCCCGGUGCUGAAGGACUGCAGGGCCGUCAUCAUCGCCGGGGGAACCAUGCAGCCCGUGUCCGACUUCAAGGACCAGCUGCUGCUGUCGGCCGGCGUGUCUGUGGAUCGCAUCGCUGAGUUCUCCUGCGGUCAUGUGACCCCCCCGGAGAAUAUCUUACCCAUAGUGCUGUGCAGCGGUCCCUCGGGGCAGGAGCUGGAGUUCACCUUCCAGAACCGGGAAACGCCACAGAUGAUGGACGAGGUGGGGCGGAUCCUGUCGAACCUGUGCAACGUGGUGCCGGGCGGGGUGGUGUGCUUCUUCCCUUCGUACGAGUACGAGAGGCGGGUCCUGACGCACUGGGGCACCAGCGGGGCCCUGGAGAGGCUCUCUGCCAAGAAGAAGAUUUUCCAGGAGCCCAAGAAAGCCAGCCAGGUGGAGCAGGUGCUGACGGAGUACUCCAAGUGCAUCCAGCGCUGCGGUCAUACCGGGGGCUCCCUGACGGGGGCGCUGCUGCUCUCUGUCGUCGGGGGCAAGAUGAGCGAGGGCAUCAACUUCUCUGACGAGCUGGGCAGGUGCGUUGUCAUGGUUGGGAUGCCGUACCCCAAUAUCAAGUCCCCAGAGCUGCAGGAGAAGAUGGCCUAUCUGGACAAGAACAUGCCUCACGUCGGGGGCAGGAGCCCUGGGAAGGCGCUGGUUGAAAACCUCUGCAUGAAGGCUGUGAAUCAGUCCAUAGGAAGAGCGAUCCGUCACCGUGGCGACUACGCCUGCAUCCUGCUGCUGGACCGGCGGUACUCACGGCCCGCCACGCUGCACAAGCUGCCCGACUGGAUCAAAGCCAGCACCCGCGUGCAGCCCGCCUUCGGCCCCGCCUUCGGCAGCGUCCGAAAGUUCUUUCUGGAGAAGAGGCAGCAGCAGGGCGGAGCGUAGCGCACUGCAGAGGGGACCCAGUCGGACCCGAGGGGCACGCCACACAUCCGCCCCCACCCGUCAGGCCACACGAGACCCCAACAUUCCUCCUGCAGGAACCAAUCAGCUGUCAGUUCCAGAACCGGACCCAACACCCCGCCUUUUUUGGGUAGUUGAGCAGUCACCAGUCACAGAUAUGCAGUUUGGUUUAUUUGAAGGACAAAGCUGAGCCGUUGAAGGUAUAUGGAGAUGUUUAUUGUCAGUGUUAAGAAGAGAUGAGGAUUAAAGUGGCUGCUCUGGUCUCGGUGGGGAGAACGGGGUGAGUUACGUGUGAUGAACAUGGUGCAAUAUCUGCAUUAUUCAGCCAUGCUUGUCUCAUGAAUGACUGUUUGAUAUUUACAGACUAUAUUAAGGACUGUUUAUUUUGUGUUAAGGGGUAUGAUGUCAGAAGCCAUGAUCAAUGACACAAUACGACCAGCUCUUGCAUGAAUCGUCCAUUUAAGCUUGUUACUGAGCUGCUGACGUUGCUACCUCUGUUACAGGGAUCAGAUUAGGACAUUUUGUUUCUGACGAUGUUCAAGAAGCUCACACUUUAAAGAUGGCGCCUAUUUGUUCCUGACCUGGGCUAUUAAUCCACUGCGAUGUUUUAAACCCAUGGUGCGCCAGGCGUUCAGUGAUUUAUUGUGAGGUGCUCGGGCUACCUCGGUGUUUUGCGUUGUCUAUAUUUGCUGAAU
Messenger RNA from Conger conger (European conger), 3644 nucleotides. RefSeq names its product DEAD/H (Asp-Glu-Ala-Asp/His) box helicase 11 (gene ddx11). Gene Ontology annotation, cellular component: nucleus. Gene Ontology annotation, biological process: nucleobase-containing compound metabolic process; establishment of sister chromatid cohesion. Lineage: Eukaryota; Metazoa; Chordata; Actinopteri; Anguilliformes; Congridae. The record is from RefSeq and is a predicted model, not a curated record. Gene Ontology annotation, molecular function: DNA binding; hydrolase activity, acting on acid anhydrides, in phosphorus-containing anhydrides; DNA helicase activity. The transcript has 27 exons. The coding region runs from base 226 to 2931 and encodes 901 amino acids.